CAUCGGGAAGGAAACUCGCAUUGAAUCAAGACUCACUGCACAACGAUGUUACCGUCAACAGAUGAAGCGGCCUCACAAUGGCUGGAGCAACUGGCGGCCAUGCGAGCUGCAAUUGCCGCCCUCAAUCUGCCGCAGAUGAACCGCGAAGAGGGAGGCUACAAGCCACCGACAGACUUCGACCUUGACGAUGACGACCUAUCGACAUCCUCUCCCCUUGAUGAUAUAUGGGACCUCAUUAGCGACGAUAACGAUGAAGACCAAUACAGCGAAGAGAGUGUGGAGCCGCAAGCGCCGCUCGUCAACGGUUUCGGUCCGACAACGACCAGCAUCGGAACGCCCGACUGGCUGAAGCAGAAAUGUAUCGAGGCGUCCAGCAACGGAAGCGGUCUUGACGCAGACGGAUUGCGGGAUCACAUUGCGGCUGUGCUGGCUUCAGAUAGUAGCGACGAGGAGCUGCAGAUGACUCUUGCGGAUAUUCUUGGCUUUCACGAGCUCGAUCUGGUGUCGGACAUCAUUCGCCACCGCAAACAGCUUCUAGCGCAAUCAGGCGAACCUCCUUCAGGUCUUCUGUCGAGGGCUGAGAGAGAUGCGCGGCUUCGCCAGGCAGACCUUGAGCAUAAAACCGCCACACUUGCCGCUGCUCAAAACCGCGCUGGUGAGCAGUAUCCUCACGUUUACCGUUCUCAUGAUGCAGGCAAUACACUCUCCUCACAAGGCAAACGCUAUCUGCUACCGAUGGGGAGUGAGAGAAUAGAACGCGAGAAGUAUGAAGAGUACAGUAUUCCCGCUGCCAAAGUCGGCACGCUCGGUAAGCAUCAGAAGCUCGUUCAGAUUGACGAGUUGGACGGCUUGUGUAAACGCACGUUCAAAGGCUACAAGGCGCUCAACCGCAUGCAAAGCCUGGUUUACCCUGUAGCAUAUCAGACGAGUGAGAAUAUGCUUAUCUGCGCUCCUACCGGUGCGGGUAAGACGGACGCAGCUAUGCUUACUAUUCUAAACACUGUGGCGAAGAAUAUACACCCCAGUCCAGUGGAGCACCCUGAUGCCACUGAAUUUGCCGUGCACACAGAUGACUUCAAGAUCGUCUACGUCGCGCCGAUGAAAGCGCUCGCUGCUGAGAUUACCGAGAAGCUAGGCAGGAGGCUUGCUUGGCUUGGCAUCCAAGUGCGAGAGUUGACCGGCGACAUGCAGCUCACGAAGGCGGAGAUUGUCCAAACGCAGAUCAUUGUUACCACGCCGGAGAAGUGGGAUGUUGUGACCCGGAAGAGCACCGGCGAUACUGAGUUAGUGCAAAAGGUGCGCUUGCUGAUCAUUGACGAAGUCCACAUGCUGCACGAUGAGCGGGGUGCCGUGCUUGAGUCGUUGGUGGCGAGGACUGAGCGACAGGUGGAGAGCACACAAUCGCUCAUCCGCAUUGUCGGGUUAAGCGCCACUUUGCCAAACUAUAUCGACGUGGCGGACUUCUUAAAGGUGAAUCGCAUGGCCGGCCUUUUCUACUUCGACCAGUCAUUCCGUCCCGUGCCGCUAGAGCAGCACUUCAUUGGCGUGAAGGGCAAGCCUGGCUCGAAGCCCAGCAGGGAGAAUCUCGACAAUACCGCCUUCGAGAAGGUCAAGGAGCAGGUGGAGCAAGGUCAUCAAGUUAUGGUAUUCGUGCAUAGCCGAAAAGACACUGUCAAAACAGCAAGGCUACUACUUGAUAAGGCGCAAGAGGAAGGCUUGCAAGAUCUUUUCGACCCAAGUGGGCAUGAAGGAUAUGCCAAUGCCGUGAGGGAUGUGAAGCAAUCGAAGGGUCGCGAGAUCCGUGAGCUGGUUGCCAAGGGUCUGGGCACGCAUCACGCCGGCAUGCCACGUUCCGACCGCAACCUCAUCGAACGUCUUUUCGCGGAGGGCGUACUGCAAGUCCUAUGCUGUACAGCUACACUGGCGUGGGGUGUAAACCUUCCUGCGGCGGCGGUCGUCAUCAAGGGCACGCAGUUGUACAGCGCCGAAGCCGGCAAAUUCGUCGACCUCGGUAUCCUGGACGUGCUGCAGAUCUUUGGUCGAGCUGGCCGGCCUCAGUUCCAAGAUACUGGCAUAGGCAUCAUAUUGACCACCCAAGACAAGCUGCAGCACUAUCUGGCCGCUGUUACGCAACAACAGCCGAUCGAGUCGCAAUUCAGCCGGAAGAUGGUCGACAAUCUUAACGCCGAAAUUGCGCUCGGUACGGUCACAAGCGUGCCUGAAGCCAUCACUUGGCUAGGCUACAGCUACCUCUUCGUCCGCAUGCGGCGCAAUCCGAUCGCAUACGGUAUCGACUGGGCCGAGAUUCAGAACGAUCCGAACCUGGUCCAGCGGCGGCGUGAACUUAUCGUCAAGGCCGCACGAGUGCUGCAGCAGAGUCAGAUGAUCAUCUUCAACGAGACCACCGAGGAAUUGCGCGCCAAGGACGUUGGGCGCAUUGCAAGUCAAUUCUACGUUUUGCAAACCAGCAUCGAGAUCUUCAAUACCAUGAUGCAGCCACGUGCCACCGAAGCGGACAUCCUCAAAAUGAUCUCCAUGUCUGGCGAAUUCGACAACAUCCAGUCCCGCGAGACGGAGCAAAAGGAACUCGUGCGCCUCAAAGACGAAGCAGCGCCUUGUGACAUCGAUGGCGGAAUCGGUUCGCAGCAGGGCAAGACAAACGUACUAUUGCAGUCUUACAUUUCGCAAGCACAUCUCGAAGACUUCACGCUUGUUAGUGACACGGCGUACGUCGCUCAGAAUGCUGCGAGGAUCUGUAGGGCACUGUUCAUGAUUGCGCUGAAUCGACGGUGGGGCUAUCAGUGUUUGGUGCUUUUGAGUAUGUGCAAAAGCAUUGAGAAGAGGGUGUGGCCAUACGAGCAUCCGUUCCGGCAGUUCGACCUACCUCAAGCGGUCCUACGACAGCUGGAUGAGAAGGGUUCUACUGGGUCGAUCGACUCUUUGCGCGACAUGGAGGCCGCGGAGAUCGGAAGUCUUGUGCACAAUCAGAAGAUGGGGGUAACGAUUGCAAAGCUACUGGACAACUUUCCAACCUUGACCGUGGAAGCGGAGAUCGCGCCACUAAACCGCGACGUUCUCCGCGUUAAGCUGUUCAUCACGCCAGAUUUCCGCUGGAACGACCGCCAUCACGGCAAGAGUGAAAGCUACUGGGUGUGGGUCGAGAACUCUGAGACUAGCGAAAUCUAUCAUCAUGAGUACUUCAUUCUCAGCCGCAGAAAGCUGUACGAUGACCACGAGCUCAACUUCACCAUACCGCUGUCGGAUCCGCUACCAAGCCAGAUCUACGUACGGGCAGUCAGUGAUCGGUGGCUAGGCGCCGAAACGGUGACGGCAGUGUCAUUCCAGCAUCUCAUUCGACCGGAUACCGAGAGCGUGUACACUGACCUGCUAAACCUGCAACCUUUGCCCAUCAAAGCAUUAAAGAACCCAAUGUUGGAGGAGAUUUAUGGUCAGCGUUUCCAAUUCUUCAAUCCAAUGCAGACGCAGCUUUUCCACUGCAUGUACCACACAUCAGCAAAUGUACUGCUUGGCUCGCCCACGGGCUCCGGCAAGACCAUUGCGGCAGAGCUGGCGAUGUGGUGGGCUUUCCGAGAGCAGCCCGGCAGCAAAGUGGUCUACAUCGCACCCAUGAAGGCGCUAGUGCGCGAGCGAGUGCAAGACUGGAACAAGAGGCUGACAAGGCAGAUGGGCCUGAAGCUGGUCGAGCUGACUGGUGACAAUACGCCUGACACUCGUACCAUCAGAGACGCCGACAUCAUCGUCACCACGCCAGAGAAGUGGGACGGUAUCAGUCGCAGCUGGCAGACGCGAAGCUACGUCCAGCAAGUCAGCCUCGUCAUCAUCGACGAAAUACAUCUACUCGGAGGUGACCGUGGACCCAUUCUUGAGAUCAUCGUAAGCCGUAUGAACUACAUCGCCUCGCAGAAGAAAGGCUCGGUCCGGCUGGUGGGCAUGUCGACCGCUUGCGCCAAUGCCAUGGACCUGGCGAACUGGCUCGGCGUCAAAGAGGGACUGUUUAACUUCCGACACUCCGUACGUCCAGUACCGCUGGAGAUCUACAUCGACGGCUUUCCACAGCAGCGUGGAUUCUGCCCGCUCAUGCAGAGUAUGAAUCGGCCAACCUUCCUUGCCAUCAAAUCUCAUUCUCCGGACAAGCCGGUCAUUGUGUUUGUGGCGAGUAGAAGGCAGACAAGGCUGACCGCGCGGGAUCUCAUUAACUUUUGCGGCAUGGAGGAUAACCCACGACGCUUUGUGCGGAUGUCGGAAGACGACCUUGCGCUGAACCUGGAUCGGGUCAAAGACGAAGCGUUGCGCGAGGCGCUGAGCUUUGGCAUCGGCUUGCAUCAUGCAGGUCUGGUCGAGUCCGACAGACAGCUGGCUGAAGAGUUGUUUGCCAACAAUAAGAUCCAAAUCCUUGUCGCUACUAGUACGCUUGCCUGGGGUGUCAACUUGCCGGCGCAUCUGGUCGUGGUCAAGGGCACUCAAUUCUUCGACGCGAAGAUUGAAGGUUACAAGGACAUGGAUCUGACGGAUGUGCUGCAAAUGCUUGGUCGUGCUGGCAGACCGCAGUUUGAUACAUCCGGUAUUGCGCGCAUCUUCACGCAGGAGUCGAAGAAGGCCUUCUACAAACACUUCCUGCAUACAGGAUUUCCGGUCGAGUCGUCUCUGCACAACGUUUUGGACAACCAUUUAGGUGCAGAAGUGUCGGCGGAGACCAUUGCAACCAAGCAGGAUGCGCUGGAUUACUUAACCUGGACUUUCUUUUUCCGAAGGCUGCACAAGAAUCCUUCCUUUUACGGGCUGGAGAUCUCACCGGAAGAGAACAAUAGCGUGACCGCUCAGCAAGCUGCCAAUGACUACAUGAUCGAGAUGGUCGACAAGUCCUUAUCCGAGCUGGCAGAGUCUCAGUGUCUCCUUAUCCACAGCAACGGUGACGUCGAUCCCACGCCAUUAGGCAAGAUCAUGAGUUAUUACUACCUUGCUCAUAAGACCAUCCGGAUGCUUACCAAGUUCGCCAAGCCAGCCGCCUCCUUCUCAGACGUCCUUGCCUGGAUGUGCAGAGCAACCGAAUACGAUGAGCUCCCUGUCCGCCACAACGAAGAUCUCAUCAACGCGGAGCUGUCGAACAAUCUUCCGCUCAAAGCGGAGAGCUUUGGAUUACCGAUGUGGGAUCCGCAUGUCAAAGCAUUCCUGCUGCUACAGGCGCAUUUCUCGCGCAUCGAUCUGCCCAUUAGCGACUAUGUUGGUGAUCAAAAUUCUGUGCUUGAUCAGGCGAUCCGUAUCAUCCAAGCUAGCAUCGAUGUGCUGACGGAGAUGGGGUAUUUGCAAAGCUGCCGCCAAAUGAUGACGCUUUUGCAGUGCGUCAAGUCUGCGCGCUGGCCAGAGGACGGUCCACUUGCCAUCUUCGCUGGUGUCGAGAGUGAGAAAGAGAAGAAGCGGAUCGAAGAUGCGAGCGCUGUGCCGAAGACGCUUGUCGAGGCGACGACGAUGCCGAGAGAUGCCAUGGCGAGGACGCUGGAGCAACUUGGGUUACCGCGCGCUUCUCAUGCGCGGGUGUUUAAGGCUCUCAGCCAGCUGCCUCAACUUCGAGUCAGUGUCUCCGAGGUUAAUGCGCUAGGACUGACCGUCAACCUUAGCCGAGUCAAUGCUGUACAAGACCCGGCGUAUCGUGUAUACGCCCCGCGAUACCCAAAGCCGCAGACGGAGGGUUACUUCAUCAUCGUCUCGGAUAUGGCGAAGGGGGAUGUUCUGGCUUUGAAACGGGUUAGCUGGCCGUCUCCGGAAAAGAGCAGAGGCGGGAACGUCAGCAAACCUUCAACUAGGAGUCUCAUCAAAUUGCCGGAUAGCGACAUUGAGCGGAGGGUGAAGGCAUUGGUGGUGAGUGAUAGCUAUAUCGGUAUGGAGUGGGGGAUUGAGGAGGUGGAGGUGCCAGCGCCGCCAAGGGUGGUGGAUGAUGGUGCGAAGAAAAAGCCGCAGUAGAGAGCAAUGGACCAAGCUCAGGUCAAGGGGCAAGUCGUGCCCUUGCACUUCAACGAGCCUAUCGUGUCCGUACCCAUUUCAGUGUCACACG
This is a messenger RNA of Baudoinia panamericana UAMH 10762, 6070 nucleotides long. RefSeq lists its product as uncharacterized. Gene Ontology annotation, molecular function: ATP hydrolysis activity; ATP binding; nucleic acid binding. The transcript is spliced from 2 exons. The coding region runs from base 46 to 5979 and encodes 1977 amino acids. NCBI's taxonomy places the organism in Eukaryota, Fungi, Ascomycota, Dothideomycetes, Mycosphaerellales, Teratosphaeriaceae. The record is from RefSeq and is a predicted model, not a curated record.